AUGGCUAUCCGUCACUGCUUCGACAAAGAUGUUAACCAGAUCUCUCAAAUGAUCAGGGAGUUGAAAGCAUACGAGGCUGAUCCUAAAGUCAAAGCUGUGAUAUUGAAGGGAAAUGGAAAGGCAUUUUGUGCAGGUGGUGAUGUUUUGGCAUCAUAUAUUUGUAUGGUUGCAGGUGAAAAUCUUCUUCCAAGAAAGUUUGAAGUAAUAGGAAAGUGUAGGAUGCCGUUAAUGUUUAUCUUCUUGGAUGAAGCAGGGCAUUGGAGUUAUGGCACAAAUUUUUACAAGAAACAAGUCAUUUUGGACUACUUAGUUGCAACAUACAGAAAGCCUGUGGUUGCAAUUAUUGAUGGAAUCGUGAUGGGGGGUGGUGCUGGUCUAUCCCUGCAGGGAACUUUCAAGAUUGUCACUGAAAAUACUGUUUUUGCUAUGCCAGAAGCAGGAAUAGGACAUUUUACUGAUGUUGGAGCAUCAUAUUUCCUUUCCAGGCUCCCUGGACAUUUUGGCGAAUUUUUGGGACUUACUGGAGCUAAGAUUAAAGGAGCAGAAAUGAUUGAAUGUGGCCUUGCAACUCAUUUUAUCCUCUCAAAGGACCUCCAUUUGUUGGAAACUGCACUAGAAGAAAUAACUUCUGAUACAAAAACAAUUUCUGAGGUCAUCAGCAAAUUUAUGCACAAACCAAAUGUGAAACAGCAUGGUGUCUUUAGCAGAUUGGAGAUCAUCAACAAAUGUUUCUCAAGAAAAACAGUUGAAGAAAUACUAUCAUCACUGGAGAGUGAGGCAGAAAAUAGAGCAGAAAAGUGGAUUGUUCAGGCAAUCAAGUGGAUGAAGUCAGCCUGUCCGACAAGCCUCAAAAUUUCACUCAGAUCGAUUAGAGAGGGCUGCACGCAAGGACUUGAGCAAUGCCUCAUCCGUGAAUGUACUAUUGUUUGCCACAUUGUGAGAAGAACAGUUAGCAAUGAUAUUUAUGAGGGAAUAAGGGCCAUGUUAGUGGACAAAGACAGAAAACCCAAGUGGGAGCCUGCAAAAUUAGAGCUUGUGACUGAUGAAAUGGUGGAUCGAUAUUUCUCCAGAGUUGAUGAAGAUGACUGGGAACCCCUUAAACUUCCUGCCAGAUCAUCCAACUUAGGUGAUACUGUGAGGCCAAAACUUUGA
Molecule: messenger RNA, 1152 nt
Organism: Dovyalis caffra
Lineage: Eukaryota; Viridiplantae; Streptophyta; Magnoliopsida; Malpighiales; Salicaceae
Source: the annotation of a GenBank genome assembly